Molecule: messenger RNA, 480 nt
Organism: Brugia pahangi
Lineage: Eukaryota; Metazoa; Nematoda; Chromadorea; Rhabditida; Onchocercidae
Source: the annotation of a GenBank genome assembly
AUGUCAAUUCCUAGACUUGAAUUAUUAUCUGUACUAAUUGGAGUAAGAGCAACUCAGUUCGUAUUGAAACAAUUAAAUCUUGAAAAUAAUCAAGUUACUUUGUGGACGGAUUCAAAAUGUGUUCUUUACUGGAUCCAGAAUUAUACAAAGCUGCUUCCCAGAUUUAUACAAAAUCGCAUCGAAGAAAUAAGGAAAUCUAACUUCGAAUUAAAAUACAUACCAAGUGAUCAAAAUCCAGCAGAUAUAGCCACCAAAGGAGUAUCACCACUUAAACUCCAAAAUUGUAAACAAUGGUGGAAAGGACCUCGAUGGUUGGAACUCAAGAAAUCUGAAUGGUCAAAGUGUAAACUUCGCUAUUCAGGAAACGAUGAAUUUGCAGAAGCAAUUGCUUUGAAUUUGACAAAGAUAACUCAAACUUUUAAAAGUUUGAUACAGUUGAAUUUAUUGACGAAUGUCGCUUCAGCAGUUGGACAAAACUAG